ACCUACCCAAGGACUGGUGGUAAGGACAUCGAAUUCUUUCCCUCUGCAUCAUGUGUAUUUCAACGCAAUAGACCGUGUCACGAUCGAGUACGUUGGCAGUCUCGAGAAUGGGCAGCAGAUUGACAGUUCCAUCGAGCGUGGCCCAAUGAUGUUUCAAAUCGGUGUUGGGAGCGUGUUACGGUGCUGGGAUGAAGGAAUAACCAGGCUUUCUCUAGGCGAGCGCGCCAUCAUUCAUGCAUCUUCUGAAUACUGUUACGGCCAACAGGGCUUUCCGCCCAUCAUCCCGCGAGAUGCCGCUUUAAAAUUCGAGGUGAAGCUGAUCAAAAUAAAUUGAGGACCUCGUGGCUUCCGCAUCACCAUCACGCCUAAUUGUAUCUUUCACAUCAGCAUACCAUUGCACUAGACACCUUUAGAACCUGUAUACACAUCCUUUCACCCAAAUCUUUUAAUCGUGUUCUCAAAAUGGUCUAUGACCCAUGCUCUAAUCGCACU
Molecule: messenger RNA, 492 nt
Organism: Cantharellus anzutake
Lineage: Eukaryota; Fungi; Basidiomycota; Agaricomycetes; Cantharellales; Hydnaceae
Product: peptidyl-prolyl cis-trans isomerase II
Exons: 4
Molecular function (GO): peptidyl-prolyl cis-trans isomerase activity
Source: RefSeq, a predicted model, not a curated record